AUGAGUCGUAUCUCCGAUUACCAGAAAACCGUUCCUGGUAUCAAUUUACCCGUCAAUCAGCUGACCUAUUUCUUUGCUGCUGUCCUCAUUAGUGGUGUUGUACAUGAAAUUGGACAUGGGAUAGCAGCUAUUCGGGAACAAGUUCGAUUUAAUGGCUUUGGGAUUUUUCUCUUCAUUAUUUAUCCUGGAGCAUUCGUUGAUCUGUUCACCACCCAUUUGCAGCUUAUAUCACCGGUCCAACAGCUAAGGAUAUUUUGUGCAGGUAUCUGGCAUAAUUUCGUCCUUGCCCUCCUGGGUAUUUUAGCUCUUGUCCUCCUCCCAGUAAUUCUCUUGCCUUUUUACUACACUGGAGUGGGAGUGCUUAUCACAGAAGUUGCUGAGGAUUCACCUGCCAUUGGACCCCGAGGCCUUUUUGUGGGAGACCUUGUCACUCAUUUACAGGACUGUCCUGUUACUAAUGUGCAAGACUGGAAUGAAUGUCUGGAUACCAUUGCCUAUGAGCCCCAAAUUGGUUACUGCAUAAGCGCAUCAACUUUACAACAGUUAAGCUUCCCAGUCAGAGCAUACAAACGACUAGAUGGUUCCACUGAAUGCUGCAAUAAUCAUAGCCUCACAGACGUGUGUUUUUCCUACAGAAAUAAUUUUAACAAGCGCUUGCAUACAUGUCUACCUGCCCGGAAAGCAGUUGAAGCUACCCAAGUUUGUAGAAGCAAUAAAGAUUGUAAAAAAAGUUCAAGUUCAAGUUUCUGUAUAAUACCUUCUUUAGAAACUCAUACUCGCUUAAUAAAAGUGAAGCACCCACCCCAAAUUGAUAUGUUGUAUGUAGGACAUCCAUUACAUCUUCACUACACUGUGAGCAUCACCAGUUUUAUUCCACGUUUCAAUUUUCUAAGCAUAGAUCUGCCAGUGAUUGUGGAGACAUUUGUCAAGUACCUGAUUUCCCUCUCUGGAGCUCUGGCUAUUGUGAAUGCUGUCCCCUGCUUUGCCUUGGAUGGUCAGUGGAUUUUAAACUCUUUUCUGGAUGCUACCCUUACCUCAGUGAUUGGAGACAAUGAUGUCAAAGAUCUGAUAGGAUUUUUUAUCUUACUUGGUGGCAGUGUACUUUUAGCUGCCAAUGUGACCCUGGGACUCUGGAUGGUUACAGCACGGUAAUAUUUGCUCUCUUCUGACAGAAUCUCCAAGUUCCCUUCUACAUCUGUGUGGUAAUAUCCAUUGCCAUUAACAUCCUUAUUUAGUAUGAAAUGUAUUUCUUUUUAGUUGCAUCAUGGCCAAUAUCACUGAGCUCCUCCUAUAUCUAGAGUACCCAAACUCUGUGGUGUAGGAUGAGCAGAAGGAAUGAAAGGCAUAGUCCCCAACUCCAUUUCUAUUUUAAAAGACUGAAUGUACAAAUCUCACCUGUUUGUGGAACAAUUGCUAAACAAGUACAAAUUCAUUCAUAUAGUACCAUGUCCUGUGAUUACAUAGCAUAUUGAAGUAGUACAAAGGAGAGCAGAAUUGAAUAGAAAUAAUUAGGAAAAUGUGUGUGUGGCUCUGGGGAUCAAACCCAUAGUCUCAUAUGCUAGGCAAGUGCUCUACCACUACACUACAGGCCCAUCCCCAGGGAAAACCAGUUGAAAUAUCAUCAUUAAGCUGGAUGUGGUGGUGCACACCUGUAGUUCCAGCACUCGGAAGAUUAAAGCAGGAAGAUUGCAAGUUUGAGGCCAGCCUGGGAUCCAUAGCAGGUUCCAGGCUAGCCUUGCCUACAUAUAUAGCA
Messenger RNA from Dipodomys ordii (Ord's kangaroo rat), 1753 nucleotides. RefSeq names its product membrane-bound transcription factor peptidase, site 2 (gene Mbtps2). Gene Ontology annotation, biological process: regulation of response to endoplasmic reticulum stress; membrane protein intracellular domain proteolysis. Bases 1 to 1152 code for a protein of 383 amino acids. Gene Ontology annotation, molecular function: metalloendopeptidase activity; protein binding. The transcript has 9 exons. The record is from RefSeq and is a predicted model, not a curated record. Lineage: Eukaryota; Metazoa; Chordata; Mammalia; Rodentia; Heteromyidae. Gene Ontology annotation, cellular component: cytoplasm; membrane.